Messenger RNA from Saccoglossus kowalevskii, 1668 nucleotides. RefSeq names its product TNF receptor-associated factor 6-like. Gene Ontology annotation, molecular function: zinc ion binding; ubiquitin protein ligase activity; tumor necrosis factor receptor binding. Gene Ontology annotation, biological process: regulation of canonical NF-kappaB signal transduction; innate immune response; protein ubiquitination. The record is from RefSeq and is a predicted model, not a curated record. Gene Ontology annotation, cellular component: plasma membrane signaling receptor complex. Lineage: Eukaryota; Metazoa; Hemichordata; Enteropneusta; Harrimaniidae.
AUGGAAGAAGCCGAUGAAAGUGUUGGUUAUGAUAUGGAAUUUGUUCCACCAUUGGAGUCCAAGUAUGAAUGCCCGAUUUGUUUGAUGGCAUUGCGUGAACCAACUCAAACACAGUGUGGACAUCGUUUCUGUCGCAGUUGCAUCUGUCAGUCAAUGAGAGAAACAGGUUCGAAAUGUCCAAUAGAUAACACACCACUGUCUUUCAGUUCGCUGUUUCCUGAUAAUUUUGCAAAGCGAGAGAUACUAGGUUUGAGGGUGAAAUGUCCCAAUCCUGGCUGCACGUUUGUGUUUGAACUGAGAAAUUUAGAGGAACACAAUCUGAAAUGUGAUUUUUAUCAAGAACAGUGUGGCUUGAACUGUGGUCUUCUGAUCCAUCGAAAAUCCAUGGAAAUUCAUCAGAAAAAUGAAUGUGCUAAAAGGCUGGUGUCAUGUGAAUAUUGCUUUAUAAGGAUAGCAUUUGACGAACAAGAGAAUCACUUGAAAGAAUGUCUCAAAUUUCCAGUAGUGUGUCAAUAUUGCCAGAUGCAGUUAACAAGAGAGGAAUUAGCAGGUCACAUCGAGAAAGACUGUUUUGAAGUUAUCGUUUCUUGCUCCUAUGCCAAUAUGGGCUGUAAAGAAAAGAUGACAAGACGAGAUAUGCUGAUGCAUGAAAAAAACUCUUUGGUGAUCCAUUUACAGUAUGUUGCAUCUACCCUGAAUGAAAUGAGGAUAAAGUCAAAACGACAAUUAGAGAAACCAGAAACAGAAACUUUUUACCAUUCUUGGCACACCGAUGGUUGUAAAACUGAUAAUGAAGAAGGAGUUACCUAUUCUACAUCAUUCAGUGAUCCCCCUAGUUUUACCAAUAAAGAGCCAUCAGGUGCAUAUGCCUUGGAACACAGUGCUUUUGACUUUGCAAUACCAGAUAGGGAACCGAUGAGGAAGUUUUUACCUAAAACAUUUAAUAGUAAUAGGUCUAGGCAGUUUUCACCAGCCACAAGUCAUAGAUCAGCACGUCACCAUGACGAUAUUCAAUCACAGUAUUCUACCCAGACCAUGUCACAUAUGGACUUAUCAAUACUGGCUGAGAGAAUGAGAUAUCAAGAGGGUCACAUCGCAACUCAAGAACAAAAAAUUUUGGAAUUACAGGCUAAACUUGAAAGCCGAGACAAAGAAGUGAAGGAACUGACACAAAAAAUAAGUCGUUGGGAAGCAAUUGUUAUGAGCAAUGGUAUUUAUUACUGGAAGUUUGAGAAUUACACAGAGCUGCAAACCAUCACAAGAAGUGGUGAAACCAGCGUUGUGCAUAGCCCUGGAUUUUAUACUGGUUACUAUGGCUACAAGCUAUGUUUACGUGUGAAUCUAAAUGGAAUCGAUUCAGCCCACAGUUCUCAUGUUUCAUUGUUUGUACACUUUAUGCAGGGGGAGUGGGACGAUUUCUUGGAUUGGCCAUUCUCUGGUAAAAUUACACUGACUAUUUUGGACCAGAACGAGGAUACAAGGGUUCGUAAUCACAUCAGUGAAACCCUGAUUGCAAAACCGGCAUUGGCCGCAUUUCAUAGACCGAAAACCAACCGCAACCACAAAGGAUUUGGGUACAUGGAAUUUGCUCCCUUGAGAACGAUUCACGCUGGACACUACAUUAAAGAAAACUGUCUUCUUAUCAAGGCGGUUGUACAUUCAAAUUGA